Mandrillus leucophaeus (drill) is the source of this 2702-nucleotide messenger RNA. RefSeq names its product multivesicular body subunit 12B. Bases 168 to 788 code for a protein of 206 amino acids. The transcript has 6 exons. NCBI's taxonomy places the organism in Eukaryota, Metazoa, Chordata, Mammalia, Primates, Cercopithecidae. Gene Ontology annotation, cellular component: late endosome; ESCRT I complex. Gene Ontology annotation, biological process: virus maturation; regulation of epidermal growth factor receptor signaling pathway; viral budding. The record is from RefSeq and is a predicted model, not a curated record.
AGCAUUUGUCAGAGUGAUUUGACUCUGACUGGUCACCAGGUAAUCUGUCUAAAGUUCAGAAGGUGUCAGGAUGCCACCCUGAAGCUCCACAGUGACAGCCUCUCAAGUCUGUGCACUGUCCCCCACAGGUGACCUCAAAGCCAGCUGCCCAUUUAACUGGGCACGGCAUGGACACUGGCCCCAGCUCUCAGCCUUCUGAGGAGGACCAGUCCACCAUGCCUGAAGUCAAAGACCUCUCAGAAGCCUUGCCAGAAACGUCAAUGGAUCCCAUCACAGGAGUCGGGGUGGUGGCUUCUCGGAACCGAGCCCCGACAGGCUAUGACGUAGUUGCACAGACAGCAGAUGGUGUGGAUGCUGACCUCUGGAAAGACGGCUUAUUUAAAUCCAAGGUUACCAGAUACCUGUGUUUCACAAGAUCAUUUUCCAAAGAAAAUAGUCAUCUGGGGAACGUGUUAGUAGAUAUGAAGCUCAUUGACAUCAAGGACACACUGCCUGUGGGCUUCAUCCCAAUUCAGGAGACAGUGGACACACAGGAAGUGGCUUUUAGGAAGAAGAGGCUGUGCAUUAAAUUUAUUCCACGGGAUUCAACGGAAGCUGCAAUUUGUGACAUUCGGAUCAUGGGCCGGACCAAGCAGGCCCCACCUCAGUACACGUUUAUCGGGGAACUGAACAGCAUGGGGAUCUGGUAUCGAAUGGGCAGAGUACCAAGAAAUCAUGACUCAUCUCAACCCACAACGCCUUCCCAGUCAUCAGCUGCUUCCACCCCAGCCCCCAACCUUCCCAGGUGAGGCCUUGUUGGGGUGUCUUGUGUUGUCCUGUGGUCUUGGGUCCCUGCACAACAUUUUAGAACACCACCAAGUGUCUGCUGAACAACUGUAGAAGCAAUAUAUCUUUAGAGGCGAUUUUUAAAAAUCCACUUGGAAAUCUUUGCAUUACGUGAAUGCAAAGGCCAUUCUGUAGUCCAUUUUGUACGUGUUCUGCAGGCUCCUAAAACUGCACAUUAUGCAACUUAAAACUGGCUUGCUAUUCAAAAGAGCUGCUAGCUACACACAGACAUGUGUUGUGUAGCCAUGGAGUUGGGGUCACUGGCCUUAAGGUCAAAUUCCUUCUCUAUCUUGGCCAACAACUCAUUUGCAACCCAGAAGGGUAGGUGAGUUCUUAUAUUCUUCAUUUUCAUAUAAUUUCUUUUUCUAAUGAUCUAUAAACUAAGAAAUGGGUAGUUUGGGUAUGAGAGAAUAGUGAGGAGUUUUUCAGGAAAUGCUAGUUUUAAUAAUUGUCUCCACAGAGAAACUUGGGUGAGCCAGCUGUUUGCUCUGCAACUGAUUUCAGUUAUAAUAGAGGUAGUAACAGUCGCUACACUUUCUGCAAAAAUAAUCCUGUCAAAUAAAAAUCCUGUGCAUCACUAGGAGUAAACUGAGGGCAAGGAACAAACAGCACUGAUGGAUUAAGCUUGAGAAAGGGACUGCAAAAGUAAAAUAAAACAAGAACGGUGAGGCAGCAACACUUAGGGAUUGACGUAAUGUAAAUGAGAAUGGAUCUCGAAGCUUCCACGUGGGUGAAUAGAGAUGAACAAAAUCUGUCAGGGGACAGAAGAGUCACCGGUGGGUCUUCCUGGGCCCUCCACAAUACAGCCUGCCCUCCGGGACAUGCCACCAGCUGUCUGUACUCUGUUGCUCUGUGCCAAGCCUCCGCCUCACUUGGGAGAAUGCGCUGUAAUGAGGCCCUGAAGCCCUGAGGACUCUGUCCUCUGGGACAUCCCCCUAUAAAGACAAUCUGGUCUUUCUUGUGACAGUUUCAUAAACCAAGAGUAGUAUUUAAACUUAACUACCCCUGGAAUUGCCUGGAACUUUAGAAGGAGUUUUCAGUUUCAUUUGGCAUAAAAAGUUAGAAAUCGCUAAUGAGCCUCCCAGAGUUGCAGGGUGAACAGUUGAGUCUCUUUGUUAGGUUCAGGAGUAUGAGGCUAGCACCGCACAUCAGCACUUGUUCCUCCGUUUCUGAGCGAGAGCACUAUCAGCUCCACCCCGGAGGGCACUGCCGAGGGUCACUGUCACCUGUGCUCAAGGCUAUCUCAGGUGUGUCACCUGUGCUGGGGGGUCAGCUAAGGCCAUCACCUGUGUGUUGGGGUCCUCCAUCACCUGUGCUGAGGCCCAUCGCCUGCCUGUACUUGGGUCAGCUCAAGUUUGGGCUCCUUGCAGAGGCUGGAAAGCCCCCACAGGAGCAGUUGCCCUGAAGUCGUUACAGCUGCUCCCUGCUGACAUCAUGUGGUUUAGAAGGGCCCAGAAAUGGGCACCACCUCAGGCAGGUUUUGACUUUCUGUGGAUAAAGGGCGAGCGCCAGUUUUCUCAGAUAAAGCAGAGAGAGUGCUCUCGGAAACCUGCCGGUCACUGUGAGAGCAAGGCCACUUGCACCUGAAGCAAGGCGGCCGAGAACACUGAGCCACCAGCAGCCUGGCAGGAUUGCAGGGCAGCGCAUCAGACCCAAGUGUUUAUAAGGCUUACGUACUUUAUCACCUCUGCCGUACCGUUUAUGGUUUACAAUGGCUGCAAGGAAAUUGGAUCAGUUUUGUUUUACUUGCCAAAUAAAACAAAUGUCAAAAUAGUCAAUAUAAAAUGUAUUCUAAUUUGGCUGAGUUAAGUCAGCCAGUAUGCAGCAGGAUAAUUGAAUGUACAUUAAUGCUUCCAAGUAAAAACCACUUGUCUGUC